Capsicum annuum is the source of this 1972-nucleotide messenger RNA. Its product is annotated as protein DAMAGED DNA-BINDING 2. NCBI's taxonomy places the organism in Eukaryota, Viridiplantae, Streptophyta, Magnoliopsida, Solanales, Solanaceae. The coding region runs from base 113 to 1675 and encodes 520 amino acids. Gene Ontology annotation, biological process: DNA repair; response to UV. Gene Ontology annotation, molecular function: protein binding; damaged DNA binding. The transcript is spliced from 11 exons. Gene Ontology annotation, cellular component: nucleus; Cul4-RING E3 ubiquitin ligase complex. The record is from RefSeq and is a predicted model, not a curated record.
UGAAAGGGUUAUUGUAUUGACGACCUUUUACUCAAUUUUCUCAUGUUAAGACGGUGACAUUCUAUUUCAAUUAAAUCAAUUUGAACAGCCGUAAGUUUAACUCUCUGGAAAAAUGGCUCCACAAAGCAGGACAAGUUGGUUUCCUGAAGUAGUGAUCGAUGGAGACACGGAGUCCGAGGAAAGCUCGUCGUCGGAUGCUGACGAGGAAGAAGUUUUACCUGAAGAGACAAUAGAAGAAGAGUCGAAGAAGAAUAAAGGGAAAACACCAAUCACUAUUAGUCUCAAGAAAGUUUGCAAAGUUUGCAAGAAAACUGGUCAUGAAGCAGGGUUCAGGGGUGCCACUUAUAUUGAUUGCCCUAUGAAACCAUGUUUUCUCUGCAAAAUGCAUGGCCACACUACAAUGACUUGCCCCCACCGAGUAACUACAGAUUAUGGAAUUGUCACAGCACCACGCAAGAGCGCAACUAAUCCUUUAGAAUUUGUUUUUCAACGCCAGCUACAGCCACGGGUUCCUCCAAUCAAGCCAGCGUAUGUGAUCCCAGAUCAAGUCCACUGUGCAGUUAUCAGGUACCACAGUAGGCGAGUCACAUGCUUGGAGUUCCAUCCUACAAACAACAGUAUUCUUUUAUCUGGUGACAAGAAAGGCCAACUUGGCAUCUGGGAUUUUGGGAAAGUACAUGAAAAGACAGUAUAUGAGAACAUACACAAUUGUAUACUUAACAACAUGAAGUUCAAUCCGACAAAUGAUGGAUCCCUAUAUGCUACUUCAUCGGAUGGAACAAUCAGUUGUACUGACCUAGAGACAGGAAUUUCAUUCUCACUAAUGAACCUUAAUCCUAAUGGAUGGGAGGGACCAAGCAGUUGGAGGAUGCUUUACGGGUUGGAAGUUAACUCAGACAAAGGUGUUGUCCUUGUUACUGAUAAUUUUGGAUAUCUUUACAUGGCUGAUAUACGGAGCAAUAACGUAAUGUGCGAACCAAAUUUGAUUCACAAGAAAGGAACUAAAGUUGUUGGUCUAAACUGCAAUCCUCUUCAACCAGAUCUGCUUUUGAGCUGUGGGAAUGAUCACUUUGCUCGAAUAUGGGAUAUGCGCCGCUUGGAAGCUGGGUCUUCUCUUUAUAAUCUUGAACAUAAGCGUGUUGUUAGUUCUGCAUAUUUUUCUCCACUAAGUGGAAGCAAAAUACUUACUACUUCACUGGAUAAUCGGAUUCGUGUGUGGGAUUCAAUCUUUGGCAACCUUGAUUAUCCAAGCAGAGAAAUUGUUCAUAGUCAUGAUUUUAACCGAUAUCUUACAGCAUUCCGAGCAGAAUGGGAUGCAAAGGACUCAUCAGAAUCUCUUGUUGUCAUUGGGCGUUACAUUAGCGAAAAUUAUGAUGGAGCUGCUUUGCAUCCCAUUGACUUUAUCAACAUCAGUACUGGGCAGUUGGUUGCAGAGGUCAUGGACCCAAACAUAACAACUAUUAGUCCGGUGAACAAGCUACAUCCACGUGAAGAUAUUCUUGCAUCUGGUAGUUCAAGGUCUCUUUUCAUUUGGAGGCCUAAGAAGCCGGACAUUGCACAACCUAGAGAAAAGAGGAUGUUAUUAUGCGGGGAGGUCGGUAAAAAACUUAGCAAGAAGCAUGGUAAUAAUAGUGAUGAUGAUUCUGACAAUGAUAUAUUCAGAAGCAAAGGAUAACGGCGUCGAGCAGAAGAAACUUCCAUCAAAAUCUUCAUAUGGUUCCAGGAAAAGCUGUCAACUUUAAGACCAAAUGACACCUCUGCCUACGAUAACUAUGAGCAUAAAGCGCAUUUUGUUGAGAAACUCUGCUUCUUUUCCUUGGGAGGGCUGUGGCUCAACUGUAUUAUAGUGUUUUUUUGGAGUAAACGAGGUAGUAUCUGCGUGUCCGCGUCCACUCGGUAUUAUAUUAUUCCCGUCUUAUCCUUCUUCCAACAGUGUCCAUUUUACAGUUAAAUCAUACCAUUUAACUACCCA